This is a messenger RNA of Suillus clintonianus, 420 nucleotides long. RefSeq lists its product as uncharacterized. The record is from RefSeq and is a predicted model, not a curated record. Lineage: Eukaryota; Fungi; Basidiomycota; Agaricomycetes; Boletales; Suillaceae. Bases 1 to 420 code for a protein of 139 amino acids. The transcript has 4 exons.
AUGUUCCAUCUUCUCAGUGGUGGUUUGACCACAUUCAAGUUUUCCAACAAGGGAAAGCUCCAGAUUAAGGACCACACCACAAAGGAGGACCUUGCAUACCCUGCAGAGUUCAAUAGUGAAGGCCAGUACUGCUUUAUACUGGUACCUCCUAGGCCAUGCCUAGAAAAAGAAGCUGAGCAGUUUGGGAGGUGGGGGAAAAUAUGCAACCCAGUAAAACUCAAGGAUGCACAGUUGAGCAAGGCCCUACAUAUUUAUAAGAUUAAGUCAUUCUCCAGUAAAACUGUUUGCAAGAUAGUGGCAAGACACCAAUAUCCCAACACAGCUGCCAAGCUCAAGGCACUUUCCGAUACUGGCAAAAUUCUAUUACCUCUGGAAUAUCUUGAUUCUGCUACCAUUCCUGCGGGCACCCCUCAGUGCUGA